AUGCCUAUCGACGAUGAUUUAUACCAACCGCCUUAUUCUCCGGCGCCUACAUCAGUACCUCCAGCUCCAACCCGAACUCCUCCACCACAAGAGGGCGCUCCACCAAAUCCUGUAACAUCUAUGUUUAAUGCCAUAACACAAAAUAAUGUAGGCCUGGUCAGAGCUACGCUGAGUAAAACCAAUUAUGACAUCAACAAUUUGAGGAACAGGGAUGGAAAGACUCCUCUGAUGGUGGCAUCGAGUGAGAAUUGCCCUGAUGUUGUGAAAUAUCUGUGUAACAUUAGCACAGUGGUUGUCGAUCUACAAGACAAUGAAGGAGAAACGGCACUUUACCAAGCUGCAGAAGCAGGAAAUGCCGAAGUCGUUGAAAUACUGAUUCGAUCAAACGCAUAUGUUGAGAUCGGGAACAAGAAAAAUAUUACUCCGCUUAUGAUUGCCGCGUAUAACGGUCACGCUGACGUUUGUCGCAUACUUAUCGAUAUAGGCUAUGCCAAUGUGGAUCCUCAAGAUGAUUCGGGUAAAACUUCCUUGACUUUGGCGUCUUACGAAGGACAUGCGCAAACAGUGGAAGUCUUGUUGGCUCGAGGUGCAAAUGUAAACAUCAAGGAUCAGUAUGGCUGGACGGCUUUGAUGCUUGCAGCGUUCUCUGGUCGUUUAGAUGUCUGUCAACUAUUGUUGAUACAUAAUGCUGAUACAAAUGUUACAACGGAUAAUGGAAAAACGGCUGUUGUUCUUGCAAGAGACGCUGGACACUAUGACGUUGCAAAUCUAAUAGAAAACUUUGUUCCGGAUUUCCCUCAGCAGACACCUAAAGUGCGUAGAACACAAAUUCCUGAUAUUCCCCCACGGACAAAUUCCAUUAAUUAUCUGGUCAAUAAUCGUGAUUUUGAUGUUCCUUAUGCCGCGCCAAGAGGAAUCGUAAUGACUGAUAAUUCGGAGUUUAAGAAAAAAACGAUUCAACCGAGAACCUCUCUACGUCGUAAAACUCAAUACUUGAGCCUUGGUGGAACAGCGUUGAGUAAUCCGCCGGAUCGUCGAGCCACCGGACCUCAUGUUAAAGAUAUGGCACCAAGAGAUAAAAGAACUCCAUGGGUGAUAUUCUCCCAGAUAGUCACAGCUUGCUUUUUGGAUCCUUGUUUGUCUGUGGUUGGAAAAAUGAAGGAUCCUAGUGUUCAACAAGCAUGGCGUGAGAAAGUGGCACUAUGUUUUAUUAUCCUGUGUAUUUCUUGCUUCAUGGGAUUUUUGACCUUUGGGUUUUCUUCUCUUGGGUGCACGAAAAAGGUUCCUCUUUAUCCACAAGACAUCCUUCGACUGUAUGGUCCCAAUGUCACUGGAAUGAAAGUACACAUUGUUCGUGGGAAACUUUACAACACCGGAGUUUACUUUUCCAGUGGUAGUCAUCGACCUAUUCUUCCUUUUAAUGACGAAGAACUAGCUCCCAUCAUCAUUCCAAAAUUUGGCCAGGAUAUUUCCGAUUUCUUUCCACCUGUAAAUUCCGGAUGUACAAUACUUCCAAAUAAUGGAACGGGCUGCACUUUAGCGAACGCGAAUGAUAAAAGAUAUCAUUGUCAUACUUCGGCUGUCUCUAUCGAAACUUUACAUUCACUUGCGUUGGAUGCGUCUGUAGGAUACACUUGGGACAAUAUUACCAGUGUUUCUAGUAAGAUGUUUGUGUAUAACGAUCAUGUAUACGACAUCACCAAUUAUCUCAAGUUAUCUGCCGCCGAACAAUGGCUUGGGAACGCUAAUAUUACUAAUUGGCUCAACGGUCUUGUCGGCAAAGACGCGACAAGAGAUAUCGUUCGUACUCAAGAAACAAAAAAUUUGGCCAAAUGUUUAGAUUAUUUCUUAGUUGGCCAAAUAGAAGGUACCACCAUCGGAUGCUUCGCCACAAAUUCGGUUCUUAUUUUGAUGAUUGUUGUUUUUAGCGGAAUUACACUCAUCAAAUUCAUAUCAGCCGUAACUUUCGAUUGGUUUUUGUCGUGGAAGCUUGGUAAGAUUCCAAAGACGCCGAAGACGGAUGAUUCUAUCUCUCGCAUAUUAUUGUUGGUCACAUGUUACUCUGAGGGUGAAAAAUCCAUGCGCACCACACUGGAUUCAUUAGCUAGUACAGGAGAUUAUUCGGACAAGCAUAAGCUUUUAUUCGUAAUCGCAGAUGGUGAUGUCACUGGCUCAGAAAACGACAAAUCGACACCACAAAUUUGUAAAGAUUUAUUAGAACCGUUUGAUCAACGCGCACUUCCACCGGAAGCCAAAUCAUAUUUUGCUAUAGGCGAUGGCAUUAAACAACAUAACAUGGCAGAAGUUUUUAUAGGUUACUAUAAUGUCGAUUUUCAUCGAGUUCCAAUGAUCAUCGUUAAUAAAGUUGGUACACCACAAGAGAGAAAAGGAGCUAAAGCCGGAAACCGUGGGAAGCGUGAUUCUCAGCUUAUUCUAAUGAAAUGGCUUAGUCACAUUUUCUUUAACGAACGAAUGAGUCCUUUAGAAUUCGAACUAUUCGAAAAGGUUCGUAUUUUGACUGGUGCCACACCUGAUAAGUAUGAAAUGGUUCUUAUGGUAGACGCCGAUACGGAGGUUAAACCUGAUAGCGUUGGGCAUAUGGUUGCUGCCAUGGAACGCGAUCCAAAAGUCAUGGGGCUCUGUGGUGAAACAAAAAUUGCAAACAAAUCUUCGAGUUGGGUCACUAUGAUUCAAGUAUUCGAAUAUUAUAUCUCGCAUCAUCUUGGAAAGUCGUUUGAAUCGAUCUUUGGUGGUGUGACAUGUUUGCCCGGUUGCUUCUGUAUGUACCGUAUCAAGGUGCCCAAGUAUAAUGGAUACUCCGUACCUAUCCUUGCUAAUCCGGACAUCGUUGAAGUGUAUUCUUCUAACACCGUUGAAACUUUGCAUCAAAAAAAUCUCUUGCUUCUCGGGGAAGAUCGUUACCUAACCACAUUAAUGUUACGCACAUUUCCGAAACGUAAAAUGAUUUAUGUACCCAAAGCGAUAUGUAAGACCGUGGUACCCGAAGAUUUUAAAGUUUUGUUGUCUCAACGUCGCCGAUGGAUUAAUUCAACCAUACAUAAUUUAAUGGAACUCAUCUUGGUGCCACAACUCUGUGGCAUCUUUUGCUGUUCGAUGCAGUUUGUAAUUUUCCUCGAACUGAUUGGAACAGUAAUUCUGCCCUCUUCACUUUUGUUCAUUCUACUCUUGAUUAUUUAUGCCGCGCAAGGUGAUUCUGUUGUCCUACCCUUCCUAUUUAUUAUCGCACAAUAUUUCCUCCAAGCAUUCUUGGUUAUCUUAACUUCACAUAAAAUCAACUACGUGCUUUGGAUGCUCGUUUUCAUACUUGCUAUGCCGGUGUGGAAUUUUGCCUUACCUUUAUACGCGUUUUGGCAUUUCGAUGAUUUCUCAUGGGGCGCCACGCGCAAAAUUGCCGGAGAAGAUAACGGUCAUGGAGGUAGCGGCGAAGAGGAAUUCGAUUCCAGCGUAAUAGAAACGAAGAGAUGGCGCGAAUGGAAAAUGGAAGAAACCGAGAAAUUUAACGCGUCGUUAAACAUGAAUGGAAACUAUCCGCAAAUGAGGGUGCUUCCGGGGGCGGUUCUACCGACAAUUCCAGCGGGACCUUAUUCCCAAAAUAACUGGUAUUAA
This is a messenger RNA of Acaulospora morrowiae, 3627 nucleotides long. NCBI's taxonomy places the organism in Eukaryota, Fungi, Glomeromycota, Glomeromycetes, Diversisporales, Acaulosporaceae. The record is from the annotation of a GenBank genome assembly.